UGUAUUUAAUGUCUCAAGUAUCCAGGCUUAAGUAAUGUUUUAAUUGUUUACUUAUAGAUUUGCAACCCUUGCAACGCGGAUGGAGCAGUACAUUACCGGACAGUCUAGGGAUUUGGUUGACCAAGCGUACACAAAAUUUGUUAGCAUAAUGUUUGUAACUUUGGAAAAACUUGCUCAAACAGAGCCAAAGUACGCAGAUAUUUUUCUUAUAGAGAACUAUGCUGCUUUCCAGAAUAGUUUGUAUGACCUAGCCAAUGUGGUGCCUACUUUGGCCAAGUUUUAUCAUCAAGCUAGUGAAGCAUAUGAGCAAUCAUGUUCGCGCCAUAUUAGCAUGAUUAUCUAUUAUCAAUUUGAACGCCUUUUCCAGUUUGCCCGAAGGAUUGAGGACUUGAUUAUCAAUAAUGUUUCACCUGAAGAGAUUCCUUUCCAGCUUGGGCUGUCAAAAGUGGAUUUCCGGAAGAUGCUAAAAGCCAGUUUGUCUGGGAUGGACAGGUCCAUUGGUGCAAUGUAUAAGAAAUUGCAGAAGAAUUUGACUUCGGAGGAAUUAUUACCUUCCUUGUGGGAUAAAUGCAAGAAGGAUUUUAUUGACAAGUAUGACAGUUUUGUUCAACUUGUGGCCAAGAUUUAUCCGGCUGAGUCAGUACCUUCUACACAGGAAUUGAAAGAUCUUUUAGCUAACAUGUAAAGGUUUUUGCAUUUCUAAAUUUAAUCAUUCUUUUUUACUAAGAUAAAAUGUAAUCUACUUGAUUAAGUGCAUUUAUGUGCUUUAAUGACUUGAAACAAGCAUUUUAAGCAUCAUCUUGAGAAUGUGAUGAGUAUAUAUAUCCAA
Vicia villosa (hairy vetch) is the source of this 829-nucleotide messenger RNA. RefSeq names its product exocyst complex component SEC3A-like. The record is from RefSeq and is a predicted model, not a curated record. Bases 80 to 685 code for a protein of 201 amino acids. The transcript has 7 exons. Gene Ontology annotation, molecular function: phosphatidylinositol-4,5-bisphosphate binding. Gene Ontology annotation, biological process: Golgi to plasma membrane transport; exocytosis. Gene Ontology annotation, cellular component: plasma membrane; exocyst. NCBI's taxonomy places the organism in Eukaryota, Viridiplantae, Streptophyta, Magnoliopsida, Fabales, Fabaceae.